AUUCGUGGGCGUGUCUUAGUAACAACCCGACACCGAGUUACAGCGUUUGUAAAAAUUUUUCCUUACGCGAAAAUUUAUUUGGAAAUUUCGUUUUGUUGUUACCAGACACAACAAAAUUGCUAAAAUUGAAACAAAAAGUAAAAUCGUUUUGAGAGAAACAUUAUUCCGCGACGUUUUGGACGUCUGCAUACCAUUUUGGGCCUCUUCACCUGCGCGGAUUUUUUUGGGCGGAUUGACGCCAUCAUCUGCACGAAGGCAAGCAACAGCGCCAGAAACAAGAAUUCCUUCACAUUUGAAGUGGACAGACAUGGAGAGUUUGAGCAACUGAACCUGGCACAAUGUCAUCAAUCUUUGGACUUCCGACACAAGGCUCAAAUGUAACAAUUUUGAUUACCUGGGUUGAUGUACAUCCCCGUUGUCUGUUCAUUGAAUUCUGGGCAAAUUUUGGACAAGCGAGGGCAGUGGAUUAUGAAUCCCUGACCAAAAAUAUUCAGUCCCCUGCAAAUUUAUUUCAGGAAUUUGAAGGAAAUCCUGGUGACUUGUGCUUAGUUCAGAACGAGAUUGAUGGUAGAUGGUAUAGGUCCCGCAUUGUGACAAGAAGUGGAUGUAACUGCAAAGUCUUCCUCAUUGAUAAAGGGAUCACAUGCAUCACUACCACAAAGUUAUUGGCUUGGGGUAACAGGGAAUACUUCCACUUGCCACCUGAAGUGGAGUUUUGUUUGCUUGCCAAUGUAGUGCCGCUCUCUCCUGAAAAUAUAUGGUCUCCUAGUGCACUUGAAUUUGUGAAGUCUUUUCAAGGGAAGACAGUUAGAGCAUAUGUGCAAGAUGUACUAGUACAUCAAAGAAAGCUUAUUUUGGACAUCCCUUGCAUAACCAAGUGCAUGCAACAAAUGGGGUUAACAAAGAAACUGGAGCCAAGCAUGUUCCUGGAUGUUGUUCUCAAGGCACAAGAGCCUAGAACUGAAGCUGAGAAGUUUGAUCAAAACUCAGUGGGUGAAGUUGAACAACUAAACAAGAAGGACUUGUACAUGUAUCCAGAGCUGACAAAAGGAGCUGUGGAGACUGUUGUAGUCACAGAAGUAACCAAUCCACAGCGCAUUUUCUGUCAGUUGAAGAUUUUUUCUCAAGAGUUGAAUAAAAUCUCCCAGCAAAUCACAAAGUGCUGUCAGGGAAGAAUGGUCAGAUGCAGUGUCGAUCCCGAAAUGAUAGGAUUUCCUUGUGCUGCAAGAGGAAAUGACGGCAAUUGGUACCGCUCUGUUCUGCAACAGGUAUUUCCAUCAAACAAACUGCUGGAAGUACUUAACGUUGACUAUGGCACAAAACAAUUGGUUCAAAUGGAAAAUGUUAGACCACUGGCUCCGGAGUUCUUCAGAAUGCCUGUUGUGACCUAUGUGUGCUCACUCCAUGGAGUUAUUGACAAAGGGGUUGGAUGGACAAGCACACAGAUUAACUAUCUAAAGUCCUUACUCUUGCACAAGACCCUCAUUGCCAAAUUCCAGUACCAAAGUGUCACAGAGGGUGUUUAUUAUGUUACUCUCUAUGGUGAUGAAAAUAAAAACCUCAACAACAUGUUUUGUUCCAAAGACAACCGCUUGCUGGAGAGUGAACAAACACCUGCUGAUUAUGCAACUGGAAACAUGGUGUCCAGGAUCCAGCACCCGUCCCAGUUUCAAAACCAAGGUACGAUCUUACCUUUCGGGCAGACGGCGGUAGUUGAAGAAAAAGUGGAGCAAACGGACAGAUUUCCAGUGGAGAAUGUCUUUCCUGGCACUUUAUAUGUGGCACGUGUCUCUCACGUAACCAACCCUCACGAGUUUUGGAUCCAAACACAAAACCAUACAAAUGAGCUUGAUGAAUUAAUGGGGAAUAUUUCCCACUUGUACAAAUAUACAGACAACAAAUAUGUGAUGGAAACGCCAACACUUGGUGCCAACUGUGCAGCUAAAGCAGCUGAUGGGGAUUUCUACAGAGGUGUUGUGUCAGGAAUUGGUGAAGAUAAAAUCAAGGUGUUCUUUGUGGAUUAUGGAGGCACUGAGGAAGUUGACAGGAGUGACAUCAGGACUCUUCCUGAUAGGUUACAAGAAACACCAAAACUUGCUCUGAAAUGUUCAUUAGCGGGCAUCGGGCCAAAAGAUUCCAGAUGGAGUCGCUGUGCGACCGACUUUUUCAUCAAAGUUACCACAAACAAACUGCUAAAUGUAGAGGUGAUGAAAAAACAUGACCUUACCCAUGUUGUGACACUGAUGGAUCCCAAGUCACGUGAACAAAGGGAUAUUGGUUCACUGCUGUGCUCUUCUGGCCUUGCUGAACGGAAUGAUAUUAAAAAAGCCUCCCAAAUCUCCACUGAGCAAUCGAAAGCUGGAAUCUUGUGUGAUUUCAAAAAUGUUCCUCCUCAGGCCCUGAUCAAUCCUUUUACCAAAGAAUCAAAACCUGGGAAGUUCCCGGAAACUAUGUUUCCCAUUGGUAGUGUCCUGGAUGUCAAUGUGUCAUACAUCACAAGCCCAAAUGAUUUUUGGUGUCAACUAAAUACAAACUCACGGCAGCUGAAUUUGAUGAUGCAUAACAUACAAGCACACUACGCAGGCAGCAUUUAUGAACCUUUUACAGAAAGUGCUUGUGUUGUCCGCCACCCUGACAAUGGAAAGUGGUAUAGGGGUCUUGUAGUUCAGAAACAUGAACAAACUCGAGUAACAGUUCUGUUUGUUGACUACGGCCAAACAAAAACAGUCUCUCUCUACGACCUGAGGGCCAUCUCCCAUGAAUUUCUUGAGCUGCACAGUCAAGCGUUUCGGUGCAGUCUGUUCAACCCUUCCGAGGUCAUGUCAGCUUCAAAUGACUGGAAUGACGACGAAAAAGAAAAGUUUGUCAACUUUGUGGAAACUGCUUCUUCUGACUUUGGUGAAUUGAAGUGCACUGUUUAUGCAGUCAUGUACAAUGAACAAAAAAUUGUCUUCAACAUUGUGGAUCUAGAAACUCCAUUUGAGAGUAUCUGCACUACUAUGGCAAAAUGUGUUCAUAGUAUGCCCCACAGCACAGUCCAGAAACCCUCUUUUCACUUGAAUGCAUACUACUACUCAGCAUACAACAUCAAAAUCGGAAAUGAAGAACAAGUCAAAGUCACAUGCGUGAACAGUGUCAGUCAGUUCUACUGCCAACUUGAGAGGAAUGGUGAUAUGCUCAAGGACCUGAAUGUGAAUGUCAACAGGCUCUGUCUUCAGCUUGGCAAUGUGAAACCUCCAAAAGUAUUUGGAACAUUGUGCUUUGCAAAGUACGUUGAUGGGCUGUGGUACAGGGGUCAAAUCAAGGCCAUUAAGCCAAAAAUCCUUGUUCAUUUUGUUGAUUAUGGUGAUACAGCUCAAGUGGAUGAGUCAGACUUACUUCCAGUCCCCAAAGAAGCCACCAACAUAAUGUCUGUCCCUGUGCAAGCAGUCGUCUGUUGUCUCUCCGAUGUCCCAACAGAUGUUCCCCGUGAAGUGAAUGACUGGUUUCAAACAUCUGUGACAGAUGGCAAAUACCAAGCACUUGUUGUAGCCAAAGAACCCAGUGGGAGUCUGCAGGUUGAACUUUAUCACAAAAACAUUCAAAUCAAUUCCCAGAUAAAAAACAUCUUUCAUCUUAAAGGGCAUACUGAAGGUCAGGUUCUCUACCAGCAUCGGAAAGCACCCGAGUUCAAGAAGGAAAAGGAGGCAAUGUCUGUUGGCCCCCAUACCAAUAAACAGCUUAACGGAAAACCUGAAUUUCAAGUAAGACAAGCGACACAAUAUUCAAGAUGGAAUUUGGACACCAAUCUGAGGGCUAAAACCCCAUUAGGAGAGCUGUACCAACCACCAUACCGAAGGCAGCAUGAGAUCAAGCCCAAGGAAAUUGAAAAAGAAGAAAAUGUCACAAUCACAAACGAUUCCAAAUCACCUAUUAAAGAUUCUGGCAAUGUGCUUCACCAAACUAAACAUCCAAAACGAUCCACACUCGAAGACUUGCACAAAAAUGUAAUCACAAUGGGUAUGGCAGCAGAUGUCUAUGUUUCACAUUACAACAGUCCAGCAAGUUUCUAUGUGCAGCUUGUCAGCGAGGAGGAUAAAAUAUUCUCCCUAGGUGACAAGCUUAAUGACGCCACUCCCAAAAUCAGCAUCCCUGAAGUAGAUGUAGGUGACCUAGUUGUAGCAGAAUUCGCUGACGAUUCCUUAUGGUACCGGGCAGGUGUAAAAGAAGUGUUCUCUGACUCGAUGGUUCUUGUUGAGUUUGUUGAUUUUGGCAACACAGCACAAUUGCCACUUUCCAAACUAGCAAAACUCCAUCAGGCUUUUGAGCUGUUGCCUAGGUACAGCACACACUGCAUGCUAAGCGAAGCUGAAUCUCUUGAAGUUCUUGAUGCAGAAGUGGUGUCGACUCUGAAGAAAGAUAUUGGCUCAAAUCCUGAGAAAAAACUGAAAUGCCAUUUUGUACAGGAAGCAGAAGGAGUGUGGCAAGUCACUCUUGAGGAUAAUGGUGUUCAGAUCACAUGUGAAACACCUGCAGCAUGUCCUGAAAUCCCAUCUGACACAGAAGAGGGAAGAAGUGAACAGAACACAAAACCUUCACCAAAUGUGUGUUCGCGCUCUUACCACCAAAUAGAUUUUACAGAGGGACAACGGCUAGAUGUUUACAUCUCAGCUGUAUGUGAUGCGCAUACCUUUUGGUGUCAGCCUGCUGAUUCAGUUGCUCUUGAUAACUUAUCUGAAAGUCUCUCAGAAAUCGGAAAGGCAGCUCAUAAUACAAAUGUCAGCAUAAGCGCUCAGUCGCCUGGCAUGCCUUGCAUUGCAUUUUUUGCAGAUGAUCAGCUUUGGUGCCGUGCUGAAGUACUGAAUAAAAAUGGAGAUGUGCUGUCAGUUGUCUUUGUGGACUAUGGAAACACAUCUGAAAUUACCAUUACAGAUGUGAGGGAGAUAUCAAGUGACCUGUUAGAAACUCCAAAACAAGCAUUUCUGUGUAAGCUUGAAGGGUUUGAUGACCCAAAUGGAUCAUGGUGUGAAGGUGCUUUUGAUGCACUGGCUUCAGUUACUGAGGACAAAUUAUUACAGAUGACUGUCACCAAGCCAUCUCGAGAUAAUAAACAGAACAUGCAUCUUGUACAGCUGGAAUGUGAAGGGCAGCUCUUAAAUGAGACUAUGAAAAGCUGGUGGGUGACUUCAACACUGAAAACAAGUCCCGACGUCACACAGCUCGUACUGGAUAAACACCAAGACCCAAUUGAUGAAUCCGAAAGAAAGCCAGAAAAUGAACCUACUGACACUGAAGAUGCAAGACACUUUCCUGGUGCAGACACUGAAAGCCAAUGGAAUGAUGCGGAAUUUCACAAUAUAGUAGCAAGCACACCAAAGAACAUUGAGAGCCUUUUGGAUUUUCUUCAAAUUUCAAGUCCUACCGAAAACUUACAAGAAGAGAGCCACAGCCCAAGUGAAGUGAUAAGCACUGUCCCUGCAGUUUUGAUUCCUCACAUGGAAACUAGUGUUUCACAGAUUGAUAGUGGAAUAGAAGUAAAUGUGUUGCCUUUUCAAAAUGUGGCCAAGAAUAGUAAAAUCCUUGACGAUGAAGAGGUGUACAUAACAGAUGCAUCUUUGUCCGAUGAGAACAACUCUCCACCAGAAAAGACCAUGGAAAAGUCCGGGAUCCAGUUGACCCCAUUUGAAGUGCUGGAUACCUGUACCAUUGAAGAUUGCUUUCAAGUCCAGAGUUAUUUCCCUGAUCCAAAUGUUGCUUCUGAUGACGACAAGGAUGCAGAUUUGGCUGCAGAUAUGAAUGGGACAAAAGUGAAAAUGAUUCCAGAAGAAUCAGUGCUGCCUUCUCUUGUGCCUGUUGAACAGCAGUUACAUGGUGACCUCGCAAUGGAUUGUCCAGAUCCCACAGAGCAGCAAAAUGAAGCUGAAGAUGUCAUCUCACAGCUUGAGAAAAUACAUAACGAUACAGUGACUGAGGAUGAGACUGAGUCUUUGACAACAAACGACUGUUUAGAUCGUCCGUCUGAAAUUGGAACCGUAUCCAGCGGGUCACAUACAGUUUCUUCUACAACUGUGGGAGCAAUGGCUGAGGGGAUGAUUCACUCUGUUGACGUGUCAGAAGAUCUAAAUGAGGAGAGUGAUGGCGUAAUUGCCACGAGCCACCAUUGUAGCAUCAGCGCGACAGGAGAGGAAAUGUGUAACACUAUGGCAGAAGACGAGAAUUCAUAUUUUCCUGAAAGUGAGGAUUCUGUGCCUUGUGACACAGAGUGUUACACUAUGGCAGAAGAUGAGAAGUCAGAUUUUCCUGAAAGUGAGGAUUCAGUGCUGUGUGACACAGAGGCAAGAUCUCUCAUACCCCUCAGUCCAGAUGAGUGUCGUGUUGAAGAAGUGAUCGGUCUUGUCAGAGCAUUGUCUUUGACAGACAAAGAUGACAUAGAUCAAGAAAAGGAGGCUGCAAUGCAUGACCAAAAGGAGGACGAGGAGACUGACAGAGGGGAUUACGCCAAGGAUGACAACGAUUUGGUGCGUGCAGAUUUUUUUCCCUCUGACAACGUCUGCCUUGAUGAUGAUGGAUCAACAGAGAAGUGACAGCGCCCACAGUUAGAUUUGGUUAAGUGGUGUUAGCUUGUCCUGUUCCGAGUGUGUACUUUUGAGUUACAAAGGCACAAGUGUUCAGUACUGUUUGUAUUUUUCCUUUUCACUUAAGGAACAGACCUGAUUUAUUGCAAAAUGCAUGAAAAAAUAAACAAGUUCAUAAUGUACACUAUAUGCCAAGAUUUAAACAUUACACUGUAUACGUACAUAACACUUUACUGACAUAUUGAUAAUGAAGGCACACACAGUAUCCCACAUGUAUAUGUGUUCACAUGUACAGGGUUAUACAAAAAGAAUGAACUAAUUUCACGACUCCUCUGUUUUCAAGCAUCAUGGAAUAUGUUUGACCAUUUGCAAAGGUUUUGGGUGGCUGCAUCAGGGCACUCAGUGCUGCUUGGUUUGCUUGUGAGAUUGUUGGACCUCACCAUGUUGUUUUUCUGGUGGGGAUAGGCAAGGAAUUUAUUAAUAUUCCAUUUCUACCUAUCAAGCCUAAGCAUAUUUAACAUUGAAUAACAGAUUGGCUCAUAGUAAUGAUCUUGGAUGGAUAAUGGAUGGUGAAAUGUUGAUAGGCGUUUGGGAGGAGUGUGCUGAAAGUUAUGGCCAAAAUGAACACUUGUAAGGCGGGAAAAAGUCGAUUCGAGGUAUAAUACUUAUGAUAUGGCUGAUAUUUUUCACAUUAAAGAUGCAUAAUAGUAGCCAUUCUUUUUGAAUAAUCCUGUACUUAUAUUUCUUUACUUUUGAUCCAACCAUUAUAGCUCGUAAUGUUAGCGUACUAAUUUGGCUCAUGAUGCUAAAUUAAUAGAGCACAUUAACUUUACAAAGGUUUUGGUAACAAACAAACAAUCAUGCAGGACAUAUUUUGAUUAAAAACAAAUACUGAUGAAUAGGAACAGUAUUGAAUUACUUUAAAUUGGUCAGUUAUGUGCUAAAAACAAAUGUUCAAAUAAAACUAGCUGAACUAAAAAUGUUGUAAAAACAA
This is a messenger RNA of Corythoichthys intestinalis (scribbled pipefish), 7548 nucleotides long. It is a transcript of the gene tdrd6a, whose product is annotated as tudor domain containing 6. The record is from RefSeq and is a predicted model, not a curated record. Lineage: Eukaryota; Metazoa; Chordata; Actinopteri; Syngnathiformes; Syngnathidae. The transcript is spliced from 15 exons. Bases 339 to 6563 code for a protein of 2074 amino acids.